Molecule: messenger RNA, 1078 nt
Organism: [Candida] anglica
Lineage: Eukaryota; Fungi; Ascomycota; Pichiomycetes; Serinales; Debaryomycetaceae
Source: the annotation of a GenBank genome assembly
GAUUAAGGGUGAGAGCUCAUUUAAUAGCUUGACUUUAUUUUAUUAUUUUAAUACUGCUCAACUGUUCCAUUAGAGUAGAGGAUAACUAGACGAAUUAUUCAUUAUUUAUACAUUCAUUCAUUAACACAUAACCAUGAUUAGAAAAUCUCAAGUAGUUCUUAAUAAGUACAAAUUUUAUGAUUUGGUUGCAGCAACAUAUUCACAUCCUUCUGAGCCAUUGGAGGCCAUGAAGAGCAUCUUUGCACGUGAAAAGCAUGGCGAAGGAGCUCUUGAUUCGACUACCAAGAGGGCUUCAUUCAAAGGUAAUUAUCAAUUAGAUGGCCUUAGCGGGGAAGAAAGAAUAGCCAAAAUUUUUGGGGGUAGAAUAAAGGGUGAAUCACCUCGUUCAUCAAGUAGAAUACUUAGAGGAGAACCGAUUACAAUUGCAGGUGUGAAAGUUCCUCCCAAGCCAAUAGAACCAGAUAAUUGUUGUAUGAGCGGAUGUGUCAAUUGCGUGUGGGAAUUAUUCAAUGAUGAUUUGAAAGAUUGGAAAAGUAAACGUGCUGAAGCUGCCAAACAAUUGGUAAAGAAGGGAGGAAGAUGGCCCGAGAACUUCUAUGCCCCUGUAUAUUUAUUAAACAAAGAAAACCUUCCUCGGAGUAUUGCUACUGACGAGAAGAAACAGGAAGAUUUAUCAAAGAAGGAAGAUGGAUGGGGCGAAGUUCCAGUUACUAUUAAAGUAUUUGCUGAAAUGGAAAGAAAAUUGAAACAAAAGAGAAAACAAGAAGCAACUACAUCUCCAUGAACUUGUUCAUAUAUGAAGUUAUCUAGAUUUAGUUGAACAUACAAGUAGUUGGUAGUUGAUCAGUUAAUUUCACAGGUUAAAUUGAUCUGCAAUAUAUUAAUUAUGUUGUUAAGUCCCAAAUGAAUUUAUCAACAUGGAGACUUCAUUUAAAGUCACUCAAUACUUGCAACUAGGGUAUCCUUAUUAGAGAUAAUUCAGAAAAUAACACACUACCCGCCCACUUUGAUGAGUAUUUAUAUGCAUAUUUAUUUCUCAUUCUAUUUCAGUAUAUAAGGUGAUUAGAUUCAAAUUAGA